Molecule: messenger RNA, 2152 nt
Organism: Syzygium oleosum
Lineage: Eukaryota; Viridiplantae; Streptophyta; Magnoliopsida; Myrtales; Myrtaceae
Product: protein ACCELERATED CELL DEATH 6-like
Exons: 3
Coding region: 226-1983 (585 amino acids)
Cellular component (GO): plasma membrane
Molecular function (GO): protein phosphatase 1 binding; protein phosphatase regulator activity
Source: RefSeq, a predicted model, not a curated record
GGGGGCAUUGACGUUGGGCACUUCAGGCACUAACGGUAUUCACACAACGAACUGGAAAGGCGUUCAUCAACAAUUUAAACUGCCAAGGCUCUUUGGCUGAGGCGUUGGAAAGCAAACUUAUUCUCCAAGUUGGAAGCUUUCUGUCAAAUUACUCCCCCUUUCCGGGAAACCGGUAUUACCAUCUAUACAAUCGGAGCGACCUUAGUUUAUUCCUCUCCCGAGAAAAUGGAUCCGAGGCUGUACCGAUAUGCUAGCUCUGGUGAUAUUCGCUCCCUCAAGGAGCUUCUCGGUAGAGAUCCGAGCGUACUCCUGGGGCGCACUCCUCAAGGAAACACGGCCCUCCAUGUUGCUGCUAGAUUUGGACAAAGGCCGAUUUUCGAGGAGAUUUAUAGUCGAUGCAAGUCCCUUCUCAUGCAGCCGAAUUCCGAGGGAGACGCUCCUCUGCAUGUAGCUUCAGGGGGUGGCCAUCUUUCUGUUGUGAAGUUUCUGGUCACAGAGAUCACAUCCACCGCUCCUUCUCAGCUAGACAUUGAAAGCGCCUGUGACCGCAAUUUCGAGAUGCUAAGACAGGGAAAUAGAAGGAACAACACAGCCCUGCAUGAGGCGAUCAGAAACGGUCACUCACAAGUGGUUAGGUUGUUAAUAAAAGCCGAUUCUCAAUCUGUACUCUACGAAAAUAGUGCGGGAGAAUCCCCAUUGUACCUGGCUGCUAGAGGGGGCAUGGAAGAGAUUUUAAAUUGGAUCUUGACAUCGUGCCCUUUCUCUGCGAACGGUGGAUCAGAUGGCCAGACGGCCUUGCACGCUGCUGUGAGCGCAAGACAUUCUGAUAUAGUGAAAGCCCUCCUAAGAGCAAAGCCGGAGCUUAUCAAAGAAGCUGACCACCAUGGCAGAACCCCUCUCUACUAUGCAGCUUUUUCUGGAUACCACAAAUUGGUCCGGCAAUUGUUAGAGCUCGAUAUCUCGAGUGCAUAUGUAGUGGACAUAGAUGGUCAUUCGUCACUUCAUGCAGCAGCGAGUAAUGGUCAUGCCAAGGUUAUAAAAGAGAUUAUUCGGCAUUGCCCAGAUGCUGGGGAAUUGGUAGACCUAAAGGGCCAAAACAUUCUUCAUGUUGCAGUGCUAAGUGGGGAAGCAAAUGUUGUCAAAUGCAUAUUGGAAACCUUUGAGCUCGGGGGCCUAAUAAAUCAGCCUGAUCAUAACGGCAAUACUCCUUUGCAUUUAACGAUCAUGGAAAGGAGAAGUUGGAUUGCGGCUUACCUGUUGUGCGAUGCAAGAGUUGAUCAAACAGCUCGGAACAUAAAAGGCGAAACUGCCUUCGACAUAGAUGAGCUAACCAAGGAAACACGUGUAAUUCCUUCGGUUGCGAUGGUGAACUGGCGACAGCUACGCCUCCCAUAUCAUUGGAAGUUACGAGGAGGACUUCUCCCCAGUACAGAUGAACAAAAAGCCGGUGUCUUGGAUUCAGAACAAACUUACAGGCAAAACUGUCAGAUGUUAUUGAUGAUCGCGACACUCAUCACAGCCGUGACGUUUGCAGCGGCUUUCACAAUGCCUGGCGGUUAUAACAAUAAUGUCGGCCCAGGCCAAGGAGUGGCCCUUCUCCAGUCAAGCCAUUAUCUUAAGUGGUUCAUCAUCUCCGACACUAUCGCGAUGACCUGCUCGAUAAUGGCCGCCUCCCUCAUACUCUGGGGCGCUGUUUUCGGCAAGAGACCUUACGUGUAUUGCUAUGUGAUUGCAGCUGUGCUGACGAACAUCGCGCUGCAGUCAACUGCGACAUCGUUCAUGACGGGUCUCCAGGCUGUUUUACCUGAUGAAAGUUAUGUCCACAUCUUGAGUUACAUAGUCGGCUGUGCCUUCAAUGCUAACGCCUGCUUGUUUCUCUUCAGAUUGGCACAGACUUUUUCAUACUCUCACAUCUGCCUCUCCUUGAUGUCCUGCCUCAGAAGGCUCAAGUUCAUCAUCAAUUCCCACAUAGCAAAGAAAUAACAUUCUCCAGCAAUGUGCAAGAAAACAUCGCUCUGUUUUUCUAUUUCUUUUUUGGGCUAACAAAACCCAAGCAUCGUCUGCUUAUAUGCUUUUACCAAUUCUAUGAUACCUGGAGCUGUUUCCAGAAGAUCUCAGUGCCAUCAUCCAACAGAACGACUUCUUCUCUCUA